Trachymyrmex septentrionalis is the source of this 2831-nucleotide messenger RNA. It is a transcript of the gene Ptpmeg2, whose product is annotated as tyrosine-protein phosphatase non-receptor type 9. Gene Ontology annotation, molecular function: protein tyrosine phosphatase activity. NCBI's taxonomy places the organism in Eukaryota, Metazoa, Arthropoda, Insecta, Hymenoptera, Formicidae. Bases 330 to 2318 code for a protein of 662 amino acids. Gene Ontology annotation, biological process: protein dephosphorylation. The transcript is spliced from 10 exons. The record is from RefSeq and is a predicted model, not a curated record.
GGUUCGAGUGCGUACGAGACGGUGGAACAAUGGUCGCGCGCCGGGGUGAUUUACCGUUUCUUGCUACCGUUACCGUCGUUACCGCCGCCGUCGUCGUCGCCGAGGGUGGCUGUACUCUGUAAGGACUAGUGGCGUCGCGCGCAAGAAGGCGGGGACGAAGGAUUGCUUUAUCGGUGCGUGAAACGUAACAGAAUGCUUGUUCCUUUUGCGGACGUACGUGCGCGGCACCGGGACUGGAUAUAAUACCAAGAGCUACGCCACGCGCCGCGCGUUCUUCGCUUCUUGUGAUACACGCCUCCUCCUUGGGCAUGCCAACGCUUUGAGCCAAAAUGGCAGCCACGUUAACCGCCGAGCAGGAACAAGCUACAAAGGAAUUUAUAGAAGCUGUGAAUAGGUGUAGAGCUGGUAGACGAGCUGGACCAGUAUCCUGGAGCACGGCGGUCAAGUUUUUAGCGGCACGGAAGUUUGAGGUUCAACGAGCUUUAGCUCUGUACGAGCAGCACGAAGCCACUAGGAGGAGAGAGGGAUUAGCAGUUCUGCAUCCUACCCAGGAACCCCUACUCAGUGAACUAUACACAGGAAAAUUUACGGUCCUGCCAUCAAGAGACGCAACAGGUGCAGCGAUAGCUAUUUUCACAGCGCAUUUGCAUCUUCCACAGAAUACUACACAUCAAACAACUUUACAAGGUGUUGUAUAUCAACUGGACGCUGCCCUUGAAAGUGCAGAAACGCAGAAGCAUGGACUAGUUUUUAUUUAUGACAUGUCUGAUAGCAAGUAUCAGAAUUUUGAUUAUGACCUGUCUCAGAAAAUUCUGACACUUUUGAAGGGUGGCUAUCCGGCAAAAUUAAAAAAAGUCUUGAUAGUGACGGCGCCGUUGUGGUUCAAAGCGCCCUUCAAGAUCCUUCGAUUAUUUGUUCGUGAAAAACUGAGGGACCGAGUAUUCACAGUAUCCAUCCCUCAGCUGACGUUGCAUAUCCCACGAGAAUCAUUACCACAUCGUUUAGGCGGCACGUUGGAGGUACAGCAUGAAGCAUGGCUACUACAUUGUCUUAAAUCCAUGACGAACCGAAGCGGGGGUGAACUGUGUGAGGUCACCCCAAGAGUAGGUACACCUGUGUCGCCCACGGCGAACGAUAAUACAGUUCAUCAAAAUCCUAAUGGAACUACAACGCACAGUAAUUCGACUAGUCCUAUAAUUGAUAAGAACAAACAGAAAAAUGGUGUGUCGAAUAUCAGCGAUAUCGAGAUCACUACCGCAAAUGCUGAUGCUUGGAUGGGAACCGAUGAGGCACCUUCCCCAGUUCAGCCUCCGUCCUCAGCUAGUUCUGGUUUUAGUGACGACGACAGUCUUCAUGGAGAUCCUGGACUUCAGGCUGUUACCAUGGAGCAAUUUAUAGCGGAUAUUCAUUCGCGAGGACGCGCUGGUCUCGUAGCGGAAUACGCGGAAAUUAGACAGAGACCGCCUGAUGGUUCAUUUAAUAAUGCAAAGUUAAGGUCUAAUCAAUCAAAGAAUCGCUACACCGAUGUGCUUUGUUAUGACCACAGCAGAGUCUGCCUUUCGCAAAUAGACGGAGAUGCGACGUCUGAUUACAUAAAUGCGAAUUUUGUUGAUGGUUAUAAACAGAAGAACGCGUUUAUCAGUACUCAGGGUCCUCUUCCGAAAACUUGCGGUGAUUUCUGGAGGAUGGUUUGGGAACAGCAGACGUUAGUCGUCGUCAUGACUACAAGAGUAGUGGAAAGAGGGCGUACAAAGUGUGCACAGUAUUGGGGUCCGGAACCAGGUGAUGAAGUACAAGCGGGUGGUUUCACCGUAACCACCCUUGAGGUCGAUACAAAUCCAGAUUACACAAUAUCCAUGCUUCUUCUUACAAACAAUAAGACUGAUGAGACGAGGGAAGUUUGCCAUAUGUUGUACACAGUGUGGCCAGAUUACGGUGUUCCUCAGUCGGCUAAAGCUUUAUUACAAUUCUUGUUCUUAGUCAGGCAACAGCAGAGUAAAUUACUCGCUAGCAGAGGAGACACAUGGGCCGGACAUCCUCGAGGACCACCUAUAGUCGUACAUUGCAGCGCUGGCAUCGGAAGAACAGGCACAUUUUGUACCUUGGACAUUUGCAUAUCGCGACUAGAGGACACUGGAACCGUAGACAUACGAGGAACUGUCGAGAAGAUUAGAGCACAGAGGGCCUACAGUAUUCAAAUGCCGGAUCAGUACGUCUUUUGCCAUCGUGCUUUGGCGGAAUAUGCGCUUUCCAAAGGGAUGCUUAGUGCACAGCAUCUCUCCAUGUUACCUCCACCGAUCGAAGAGGAUUCUGAUUAAGAUAGUAAUGAGUUCUGCUAUCAUAUACUGGAUUGAUGUUCUUCCCUAGUAUGCGUGCGUAUGUAUAUAUAACUAUAAAUAUGUAUACAUAUACAUACAUACACACCCAUACACACGCUAUCCUUAAAAUAGCCUAUUUCUACCUUAAACGACUGAAAGUUAUUUUUUGCUAUUGUAUCCAUCGAUGUAACGAUUGAACUUCUCGCUAUUACGUUAGUCCUAAAUUUCCUAUGAAGCGGAUUGGUUCUUUUUUCAAUACCAAAUAAACGAACAGGAAAUGUUUCAUAUUCCUGUUCUUUAUGCUCUGGCAAAUUCUAUGUAAAGGUGCAUCAAAAGGCACUGAUCAAAGAUAGAUAUUUUACUAGUAUAAGAAUCUGGCACAUUGAUGGAUCUUAUUCGACUCUCUCAAACUUAAAUUAGAAUUUAUAUUCUUUAAAAUUUGAAGCUUAAAUUUGAGCUAUUACGAAACGAGAUUUAAUUUCUAAAUAUUUUAAUUUAUUAUAUCUUUUAAUA